This is a messenger RNA of Zootoca vivipara (common lizard), 672 nucleotides long. NCBI's taxonomy places the organism in Eukaryota, Metazoa, Chordata, Lepidosauria, Squamata, Lacertidae. The record is from RefSeq and is a predicted model, not a curated record.
AUGGAAGGGGGAAUAUGGACGGUAGACCUGGUCAGGUUGUCUCCUGCAUCCCUCCCCACAACCUCUGAGCGUUCCUCUCUAGGACUCUCCGAGAGAUCUGACAAUGUAUGGACGUUGCUGGAUCCUGACCAGAGAGCUGUGCAUAAGGAAGUCGAGGAGAAUCGUGGGACCAUGGACCCUCUCGGUGGUGAUGAAUUGGAAAUGAAGAAUGGGGGAGACCAUGACAAAAUCCACACAGUGGAGAAGCCAUAUCAAAUUUGGGAGUGUGGAGAGAGCUCCAGUCAGAGUUCCCGUUCCCAUCAAAGAACUCACAGUGGGAAGAAAGGCUCUCAGUGCUCAGAAUGUGAGAAGAGCUUCAGUUGGAAGGACAAUCUCACUUCCCAUCGAAGAAUUCAUACUGGAGAGAAACCCUAUCAGUGCUUGGAAUGUGGAAAAAGCUUCCGUCGCAGCUCAAAUCUAUAUUCCCAUCAAAGAAUUCAUACAGGGGAGAAACCAUAUCAGUGUUUAGAAUGUGGAAAGAGCUUUCGGGAGGGGCCCAAGCUCACUUCCCAUCACAGAAUUCAUACAGGGGAGAAACCCUUUCAGUGCUUGGAAUGUGGAAAGAGCUUCAGUCACAGCCACAGUCUCACUUCCCACCAAAGAAUUCAUACAGGGGAGAAACCCUAUCAGUGA